CACCACCCGCGCGUACGUACGUACGUGCCCGGCCGAUACUAGUCUACAGCACGCUAGCUGCACUGGAGUGCUUAAAUGGCUCAUCAUUUGCUCGCUCUUCCGAUCGGCUCUCCCUUUCACUCAUAGGCUCGCUUUAUCUCCAUCCCUGCUGGUAGUCUGGUACACGCCCGGCCGGCCAAGCUAGCGCGCUGUAGCUAGCUCCACUACCGCGCCGCGGCGGCAUGUCUGCGGUGGCUCCCCGUGUGGCCGGCGCCGCGCGGAGGCUGUCUCAGUCUCGUAAGCCGGCGGGCGGCAGGGAGAAAGAGCUGUCCCCGGCCCCGCACGAGGAGGCAGCGGUGGCCGACAAGGCCAAGAAGAGGACGCCCGCGGCCGUCACGGGGGUCCCGUCCAUUCUGCUGCGCCGGCAAGAGCUGCUGCUGCGGCGUGGCGGCGUCGGCGGGCGAUCGGGGAACGUGCACCCGCCGUCGUCUUUGCUCAGCGUGUCGUGCGCGUCGGAGGCGUCCACCGGCUCGUUCUGCAGCCGGGCGUCCACCGGCAGGAUCGGCCGCCUCCCGGCGGGGCCGCCUGGGGGAGGAGCUGUACAGCGGAGGGCGGCGGGGCCUCCCUCCGCGCGGCCAGCGAUCAGGAAGCCGGCCAGCGUCGUGCCAGAUGGUGCCGCCGCCGCCGCGGUGGUGCUGGGUUCGGUGAACGGAGAGGCGGCGACGGCGGGGCCGCCAAGGUGCACCUGGGUUACCCCUAAUACUGAUCCUUGCUAUGCAGCCUUCCAUGACCAAGAGUGGGGAGUCCCAGUACAUGAUGACAAGAAACUGUUUGAAAUGCUUGUUCUGUCUGGUGCACUUGCUGAGAUGACAUGGCCUGUAAUUCUCAGCAAGAGGGACACCUUCAGGGAAGUGUUCAUGGAUUUCGACCUUCUGUUGGUGGCAAAGCUGAACGAGAGGAAAAUUUUGGGGCCAUGCAGCCCUGCUAGUUCCUUGUUGUCAGAGCACAGGCUGCGCAUAAUCAUCGAAAACGCGCGCGAGUUACUGAAGGUCAUAGAGGACUUUGGAUCAUUCAACAACUACUGCUGGAGCUUUCUUAACGACGAGCCUCUGAUCGGCAGAUUCCGGCACACGCGGGAGGUGCCGCUGAGGACGCCGAAAGCCGAGGCCAUCAGCCAGGACCUGAUGCGGAGGGGGUUCCGGGGCGUCGGGCCGACGGUGGUCUACGCCUUCAUGCAGGCCGUCGGCAUGGCCAACGACCACCUCGUCACCUGCUACCGCUUCCAGGAGUGCUGCACCACCGAUAAGCCAGCGGUGGUGAGCGAUCAGGAGGUGAGCAUGGUCUGUGGGCUGGUGCAGUGCGUCGGCUUGGAGCCCACGAGAGCCGCCACCGUGAUCAGCAUCUCAUAGCAAUCGAUCAGUUGCAGUUAAUUACUUGGUAAUGACAAAUGAAUAGGGAUUAGGAGAGUUGAUUUCACUUGUGUGCUGCAUCUGCAUGCAUGUAUAGAUCUUGGUUGUUUGGGGUGUACAUGGUUGUUGAUUUGAGGUUUGAGAAAUAGGUUUGCUUUGAAUGGAAGUGACCAAAAGUUUCAGAUA
Molecule: messenger RNA, 1574 nt
Organism: Phragmites australis (common reed)
Lineage: Eukaryota; Viridiplantae; Streptophyta; Magnoliopsida; Poales; Poaceae
Exons: 5
Coding region: 222-1388 (388 amino acids)
Biological process (GO): base-excision repair
Molecular function (GO): DNA-3-methyladenine glycosylase activity
Source: RefSeq, a predicted model, not a curated record